Molecule: messenger RNA, 739 nt
Organism: Gossypium raimondii (Peruvian cotton)
Lineage: Eukaryota; Viridiplantae; Streptophyta; Magnoliopsida; Malvales; Malvaceae
Product: zinc finger AN1 domain-containing stress-associated protein 12
Exons: 2
Coding region: 90-653 (187 amino acids)
Cellular component (GO): cytoplasm
Molecular function (GO): zinc ion binding
Source: RefSeq, a predicted model, not a curated record
UUGGCUUAGCCCCCAAGACACCCUUUCUAUAUAACAAGGAAGUCAUCCCCCUCCUCCGGUAUCUCACUGAAUAAAAAAGAAACAUCAUCAUGGCCGGAGGAACCGAGGCUUUUCCUGAUUUGGGUAAACAUUGUCAAUUUUCAGGUUGUUAUCAAUUAGAUUUUCUUCCUUUCAAAUGCCAAGCUUGUCAUAAGGUGUUUUGUGUGGAACAUAGAUCGUGUAAGUCUCAUGAAUGUCCGGAACCGGAACAUAACAGUAGGAAGGUGAUUAUUUGUGAAAUCUGUUCUAUGUCGAUCGAAAUAACGGGCAAAGAAGAUCAAGAGAAGAUGAUAUUGGAGAAACAUGAGAAGUCUGGGAAUUGUGAUCCAAGGAAGAAGAAGAAACCAACUUGCCCCGUUAAAAGAUGUAAAGAAACGUUGACAUUCUCUAAUAGAACCAUUUGCAAGACAUGUCGAUUGGAGGUUUGUUUGAAACACCGGUUUCCAGCUGAUCAUGCUUGCAAACAGGCUUCUUCCUCCACCACUCCAGCGGCAGCCGCUGGAGGAAGCUGGAACGAGAAGUUCUUGGUGGCUUUUGGUUUAAGGAAUGGGAAAGAUUGCGGCAAGAGUGGGCGACCUUCAUCAUCGACUACUCCAUUUUUAAAGGCCUAUUAGGACUUUUAUGGUUUAUGAGACACUAUUGUAAAUGCUAACUCUUUGAAUCCUCUAUAAGAAUUCAAUAUUUACGAAGAGUUGGAUUA